AUGCCCCUCUCAAUGGUUGUGGUUUUGAGGUGGCGUUAUGAUCAUUUGUAUAUGAAAGUUGACAAUGGUAGCUGGGCAAGCAGUAGGAAUGGCUAUCUUGUAGAGGCUAUUGAUGGUGGUUUGACAUGGGAUGGGCUUAUGGUGAGAAAAUGGCCUGGUUGGGCAGUGAUGGAGGAGAUUGGCGAAGAUAAUGGAGUGUCUGCUUGUGUAAAAGAGAGUGCUAAUGUAGUAUGA
Molecule: messenger RNA, 234 nt
Organism: Dovyalis caffra
Lineage: Eukaryota; Viridiplantae; Streptophyta; Magnoliopsida; Malpighiales; Salicaceae
Source: the annotation of a GenBank genome assembly